Messenger RNA from Schizophyllum commune H4-8, 2241 nucleotides. RefSeq lists its product as uncharacterized. The record is from RefSeq and is a predicted model, not a curated record. The coding region runs from base 1 to 2241 and encodes 746 amino acids. Lineage: Eukaryota; Fungi; Basidiomycota; Agaricomycetes; Agaricales; Schizophyllaceae. Gene Ontology annotation, biological process: regulation of DNA-templated transcription. The transcript is spliced from 5 exons. Gene Ontology annotation, molecular function: DNA-binding transcription factor activity.
AUGACACCCUCCGCCACGAUGUUGACGACCCUCACGCCCCAGCGCAAGCACCGUAAGCUCCUCAAGGAUGGAUCCGGCGGCGAGGUCUGGCCCGAGGCCGUCGAGCGUAUAUUUGUGACUGGCCUCGAGGCAUACUUGAAGUCUAACUACGCUACCUACUCGCGCGGUCGCAGCCGCUGGAGGAACCAGUUCCUCGUCGACCACCUCCGCGCCCAUGGCAUCGAACGGACGAAGAAGCAAGUGGCUUCCCACAUCCAAGUCCUCCGCAAUAUGUGGAAGGGCGAACCUCAGUUCUACCUCGUCGCCGGUGGCGCGGACGAUGACAUCCAGCCCGCGGCCCAUCCCCACCACAUCCAUCGCGAAGGCCAUCGCGUAUCAAGCAUCUCCCCUUCUAGAGGCCGCCGCAGCUCGUCGCUUCACCGAGUAGGUAGCCCUAGCCGCCAGCCGAUGUCGAUACCCACCGCCAUGGGUUCCUUCGGCAGCCCCGCGAACUCGGGCAGCCCGGGGGCGCUCAGCGGCCUCCCACAUAGCCCGUCGGGGUACAGCCCCGGCAGCGCCCACGACAUGGGCAGUCCAUCGACUAUCGGCAGCCCGGGCAGCGUGAAACGCGAGCAGCAAUCCCCCUACGGCUCCCCUAUCGGUGGCGCAUCGCGCUCCCCUCCCAUUAAAGUCGAGGAGGACCUGGCCAUGGACACGGGCGGCCCGGCCUCCGUGUACGACUCUGAACACGUUUCCAUGUACGACAACGUCCAUGUGUUCACUGGCCUACCCGCUGCGGACGGCGGUCUAUCGGUUCUUCCGAUGAACACGAUUGAAGGCGGUGCUGCUACGGGGCUACCGGAUUUGGGCCUCAGCACGUGUUCGUACGAGUUCAAGUAUCCAUCCCAACCCGGCGACGCCUACUCCUCGCGGCACCCGAUCGACUACUCGCACAACGGGCUGUACUCGUCGCCCAACAACUAUGCCUCGUCGCAGUUCUCGCCUCAGCCCUCGCUGGUCAGCGACCUCAGCGACUCCUCAAUGUCCUCUGCGCGGUUCAGCGGCAACAUGUCCGACUAUCAGCGGUACAGCUUGAUGUCGUCGACAUCGUCCGACGCCCACUACCAGUCGUUUGGCGCCUACAACGAAGCGCCCGGCGCCAAUCCCUCCGCCACAUACGGCGCUCUUGGGAUGUACAACAUGGAGCCCUCCGCCCCGAACGGGGGAGGUGUGCUGCUACCCAGCGGCCUUCCCGCACCGAUGCUCGCUCCGUCAUAUUCGGGCGAUAUCUAUAAAAACCAAGGUCCAUCCACCCACGCAUAUUACGCACAACCGUCCCAGCCGCGACGCGCGCCGUCGCAAACCGGCUCGCCUUACGCGCAACAGCCUCAUCCGCCCGCCGCGUCUGCGCCCUCUGCCCAGCACCAGCCUCAUGCCGCCGCCUCCGCCCAGCAUCAGCCUCGUGCCGCCGCCCAGCCCGCCUCCCCACCUGCGGCCUAUCCCCUCGUGUCCUCAUUUGUCGUCACAGCUCCAGGCAUGCAGGCGCUGCACGUGCCGGCGGGCGAGCUGCACGCACAGCUCGCACCCACCGCGCUCCUGCCCGGCACGCCACUGUGCAUCAAGGUGCAGGUGAACGUGGAGGACGUGGCGCUGCUGCACGCCUUCCAGGCCGCGCUCACGAUCGACGGGCUCUGGACGAGCGGGGGCACUUACCUCACGAAGGUGUACCGGCCGGAGGGUGGUUCGGGCAAACCAAAGCUCAUCCACGACGGCAGCACCGCGCUCACCGUGCGCGGCGUCGAGCGGGGCGUCGUGCACGCGGACGCGCUGGCGUUCGCGGGGCUCGAUUUGCGGCGCGGGGACACGAUUACGCAGGACAUCUACGUGGACCGGCGGCCCGUGCUGAUGGUGGUUUACCAGGUCGGCUCCAAGGCGCCGUCGGGCGCAUCGAUUACAGCCGAGCUGGGGGGCUAUCAGCUGGCGGGGCGCCAAUCGCAGAUGCGGCAACAGCAGGCGCAACAGCAGCAGCAGAGCCAGCAGCAGCAACACAGCUCGCAGUACCCAUCGCCGGAGCAGCAGCCGCUGACGGUGUCGCCGUCGCAGUUGACGGCGUCGCCGAGUCAGACGAUGGGGUCGCCGCAUCAGUCGAACGCGUCGCCACACCAGUCGGGCUCCCUCCGCAGGCAGCCGGCACACUUCGACCUGCGCCGAGUCAAGUCGGAGUUCGAGGGCAACUCGCUGAUGCACGCGCUCGGCGCGUAG